AUGCGCGCGGCAGUGACAGACCCAGCUCUGGCUGCUAUCCUCCAGCGCCGCCGGCUCCUCUCUGAACCACAGCUUGCCCAGGUAGCAACUUGGUCGGAAGAGGACACCUUGACGGAAGAUGCUGGCACGGAAUCAGCCAGUCAGCAGCAUCAUUCGAUGCUCAUACGCCCCGGCAUUGUUCAAGAAGCAUUGACCGCCAUCCAGGAGAGGCCCGCAGGGCCAGCGAAACCCGAUGAUCCGGUGCAAUGCUUCGACAUGGCGACAGAUUCGGAAUCAGAGGAAGAAAGCUGCGCCUCCGACAGUGGCUUGGACCCAGGCCACAUGCCCGCGCAAAGCUCCGAGUCGACUUGCAUCGGUGACGAGGACAUCUCAUCAUGCGGCGAAAGGCCGCGGACCCGCCUUGCUGCCGAUUCGCUGCAGGAUUCCACCCUGGCCGGCGAAGUUCGCGCAGCUGAAUUGAUGACUGGCCUGACCCGAGCAGCGACCGUUGCAGACCUGAGGCUAGCAGUGCAGCAGAGGAUUUCUUCGGAGGAGAACGUCACACUUCUGACUACAUCUGGCGGUGCAUAUGUGCCAUUGCUUGACGACGAAGUCAUCGGCGGCUUAUUCGACGAUGUUGAGGAUGUGGUGAUUCAAGGGCAUGUCUUCGUGCUGUCCGGGCCCAGAUCUGGGGCAGAGGCGACAAGGCCAAGCGUCGUGGAGGCUGAAAAUGCUCAGCUCCGGGCGCAGAUCGCCAUGCUGGAGAGACGAUUGGCAGAAUCGGAAUCUACCCAGAGGGACCAGCAGGUACAAGAACAGGCAGACAAUUCUGUGCAGCUUGUGCCGGAGCCGAUUCCGCUUCAUACUCUGGAUGCUGCAGUGGAGGGCCCAGAAGAAGGUGAACCUCCUGCGAUCGACGACGUCGAAGCCGAGUCCGUUCCAGCGAGUUCAGCUGCUGGGCUCUCCGAGGCCGCGCACUGCCAACCGGCUCCUGAAGCUGCCGCUGCCGAAGCUGCCGCCGAUGUUGCGCCAGCAUCUCCAGAGCCAGAAAGGGAUCCUUCGGCUGCUCCUGGCUUCCAGCCUGGACAAGGCGGCAUGCCUUCGAAGUGUCCCGGAGGUGCGUCCACCAUCCUCGUUUCGUUGCUGUCCAUGCAGUCUCCCGACCAGCCAGCCAUGAAGCUGGAAAUGACUUCGAAGUCAACAAUCGCCGAGCUCAGAGCAGAAGUGAUGCGCGCCUUCUUUAUUGAUGAGCGCACUGCCCGCCGAUUGCGCUUCCUGCGCAAGCGUGGAACCUGCUACGUGUCCUUCAAGGAGGCGGAACGAGUUCGGGAGAAAAUUUUCCUGCAUGACCCUGACAUUCGAGCUUUGUCCGGCCCCAAACUUCGCGUCGCUGACAGUGUUGGUGGUAGCCCGAUCGUCGGCCAGAACAGCGUUGGCUUGGAGCACAACUUGCCCUUAGGGUUGGACGAGAACAUUCGCAGCUUCAUCUUGCACACUUUUGCGCGGAUGAGCACGGAAGAGCGCACCGCUUGGAACGCCCUGCCCAAGUUCGUAAUCUGGACAAUGUGGUUUGACAUCAUGUCCAGCCCUUUGUUCCAGAAGUGCCUGGACCCUGUGUUCCGCCAGAGCGUUUUCGGCCUUGACUUUGACAAGAAGGCACCAAUGCAUGUCGCGAAGGACGACAAGGUCCUCAAAGAGUACGCCUUCCACAAGAAGCAGCUGAUUUCCGUCUGGUUUCAGGACGAGCCUGUGAGGCCGACGCCUGACAAGGCUGAGGUGAGCUGCCAGCAAGCGGUGCAGUCGGUUCGGCAGGAGCACUACGUACUUGAUGAUGGUGGGCUGUUCGAUUUCGAUGCACUUGACGAAGUUGAGCUGGCCGGGCAAGCUUCGUAG
Symbiodinium sp. CCMP2456 is the source of this 1872-nucleotide messenger RNA. NCBI's taxonomy places the organism in Eukaryota, Dinophyceae, Suessiales, Symbiodiniaceae. The record is from the annotation of a GenBank genome assembly.